CUUGAAACCCACUCCUCGAUAACGGUUCCCUAAUAACGGCCAUUCAUUCGCUUCACCCUUCAUUUCCUCCCCACGAACUUCUUAAAGUAAUAACACCAUGGCGGAAGAACCUCAGGUCAUGUCGAUCCAGCAACGAAUUGCGGCACUUAAACAAGCGCAAGUUGGUCAAAGCUCAGGAAUCGACACCAGCGAGCCUGUGCUUGUCCAGCCCACUCCAAUGCCCAUCCGUCCAGGUGCUCCCCCGCGACCUAAGACGUUCACCACCACCAACAACACCAACGACAGUCAUAAUAACCAUGCUGCUGGCAGCAAUGGCUCUGUCUACAAUCAUUCAUCCGUCUCAAAUGAUGCGGUCCCUCCUAGACCUGUCCCACGUCCCGCUACUGCACCAGCACCGCCCCCAGUGAAACACAAGACGCCCCCUCCUUUGCCUGCUCGCAAGCCCUCCGACCAGCAACGCCCAGCACUACCACCGCGCAGACCGACGCAACCUUCUCAUAAAGGCUCAUUGGAGUCUAUGGCCUCAGAUAUAUCUAGAUCGACAACUACAAGUACCGGGAGGACAUCGGCUAGCUCAAUCAAUGCAGGCCCUGGCCGCUCCCUGCCCCCCGCUUGGGGCGAGGCUGAGUUGCCUCCGUUGCCCCCUAAACGCCAGCCACAACCACCACCGCGGCCGACGCCCACUACGAGAAGUAGUAGCAAUAGCAGCAGGCUAUCUCCACCUCGUCCGUCUUUGCCCUUGCGGCGGAAAUCCAGCCAGAGCAACUACUCCGUGGAAAGCAACGAUUCGCAGGCUUCGCGGCUGCCUCCUCCACUGCCGUCUAGGACAACAAGUGACAGGUCGCUGACUAUCGACGAAGAGGACGAAAAGAACCCACCGCUACCAGUUCGGAGGCUGCCCCCGCCCCCGCCUUCUAACGAUACGCUGGGUAAGCUCAAACAAUCCGGUUUCGCGGCGAUCAAUAAAUCUUUUGGCAGUACCAAUGGAGCUGUCAAUGAGCCCAGCUCCAAUGGCGUGCCCCCGCCUGUCCCCUUGGCAUCGCGUCCGGAUCUCUCUAAAAUCCAAGCUACGAAGCCUCGUUUGUAUGCUUCCAAUGCGCCCACAGUGCCAACACCGGUUGCGUGCCUGAAAUGCCGCGACUUCUCAGCUGCCGAUGCCCAUGCAGCUCGAUACCCGCGCACGUCUCUCCCGACACACGACCUGUCCUGGCUGGCGAAUGAACUCACGGCACCGUUCCCGUCUCACACGGACAAAGCUCGUGUCAUCUUCACAUGGCUCCACCACAACAUCGCGUAUGACGUAGAGGCCUUCUACAAUAAUCGGGUGAAGAGUCAAACCCCAGCCAAUACACUCGCGACGGGAAUGGGUGUGUGUGAAGGGUAUGCGGGGUUGUUCACUGCGCUUGCUACCCGUGCAGGUAUGGAGGCGAAGACCGUCCACGGUCACGGUAAGGGUUAUGGAUAUGUGGCUCCUACUCCUGGAUCUCCGCUACCCCCGGUUCAAGGUGGCCAUGCUUGGAACGUCGUCAGGAUCGACAACGGGCAGUGGAAGCUGAUUGACCCCUGCUGGGGUGCUGGGUGCGUCUUUGGCAAGGGGCAGCCUUACCAGCCAAAAUUUGACCCGGCCAUGUUCACGGACACUAAUGAUGAGCUGGGGCUGAAGCACUUCCCCGAAGACCGAACGCAGUUCUACCGUGACGAUGGACGUCCGGAGAUCAGCUGGCAGGAGUACCUUCUGGGUAACCCCAGUUCACCGCUGUGCGUUGAGCAGCCGGUGAUCUUUGGGGAGGCGGAGAAGCACAGCAUUGGAGUGCGGUCCUACCGCCCGGCUGCCAAGCAGAUAUCAGUGCACCAGGGAGGACCGGUGCGCUUCCAGUUCGGUCUGAUCUGCGAGCACUGGACGCUGGAGUAUCACACGCGGGCCAAGCCGGGGUUAUUCCUACUGAUGGUGAAAGGAGUGGACGGGCAGAAGGAGGAGAGUCUCGUAUUUACACACGUGCGGGGAUCGAACCCUAACGGCGGGGGAGAUAUGUGGUACGUGGACGUUCCGGACUCCAGAAUGCUGGGGGCGCCGGGCCAACAGGUGCCGAUAGUGGUGCUGACCCGGUUCGGGGAUCGAGCGGACUGUCGGGGGCUGACAGCGGAGGAAUACCGGAGGCGGGUUGGUCGGGUGCAAAUGGAGUUUGCCUUCAUUGCACAGUGGGAUCUGGUGUAAGAUGCGGCAAAGGGGGUCGGCAUGGGCAGCCGGGUAAUUAGGGUUGGCUGCCCUGCAUGGGCUGAGUGUCUAGUAGACUAGUGUUUCUUCUUUUGUCUCUGCGUGGCUUUUUUGGCUUUUCC
Molecule: messenger RNA, 2337 nt
Organism: Aspergillus eucalypticola CBS 122712
Lineage: Eukaryota; Fungi; Ascomycota; Eurotiomycetes; Eurotiales; Aspergillaceae
Exons: 1
Coding region: 98-2215 (705 amino acids)
Source: RefSeq, a predicted model, not a curated record